Messenger RNA from Monoraphidium neglectum, 774 nucleotides. RefSeq lists its product as hypothetical. Gene Ontology annotation, biological process: protein polyubiquitination. Gene Ontology annotation, molecular function: metal ion binding; ubiquitin protein ligase activity. Lineage: Eukaryota; Viridiplantae; Chlorophyta; Chlorophyceae; Sphaeropleales; Selenastraceae. The record is from RefSeq and is a predicted model, not a curated record. The coding region runs from base 1 to 774 and encodes 257 amino acids. The transcript is spliced from 5 exons.
AUGCAUGACUCGUCGCAGGUCUGCAAGUUCUUCCUGGCCGGAAACUGCGCCUACGGGGACCAGUGCCGCUUCGAGCACUCCGGCGGGCGCGGCGACGCCAUCAGGCCAAGCUCGCGGCGGCCGCCGGCGGGGCCCGGAGGAGGCGGGCCGCAGUAUGGCGGGCCACCGCCGCCCGGGCAGGGGGAGUGGUCUGGGGGUGUCUACAAGUGGCCGAGUGGCGCCGACGAAUUCGGGCUGAUGGAGUCCUCGGACCCCAAUCCCAAUUGGGAUGAUUAUAUGGAUCCUGAGGAGAUGGAGGCGUUUGAGCUCUGGCAAAAGGAGCAGCUGGAGGGCGGGGGUGGCGGCGCCUACCCUGACGGCUUUGAUGGGGAGGAUCUGGUGGAUCCCUCAGACAUUCCGCUGUGCCAAGAGUACGAGGCGCACGGCGCCUGCGCGGGCGGCGACGAGUGCCCGCUCAUACACGGGGAGCAGUGUGAGGGCUGUGGCCGCUACGCCAUCCACCCCUACAACCCAGAACUCAUCGCCGCCCAUACCAAGGGGUGCGGCGGCGCUGCGGCUGCGGGCGGCGGCGACGGCGCGGGCGCGGCCGCGGCUGCCGAGGAGGGGGCGGCGGGGCAGGAGGCACAGGAUGGGGAGGACAGCGCGGCACCCGCAGCGGCAGCGGAAGUGGCUGCGGAGGCGGGCAAGCAGGAACAGACGGCUGGCGCUGCGGGGGGUGCGUCGGCCGCGGACGAGCUCGCGGCUGGCUUGGAGGCGACCCGGAUAGAGGGCUGA